ACUUCUCGUCCCAAAGGCCCCAUCACACAUUCUCCCCCUCUUGUAGUGAGGCAAGGAGAUAACCAAACUCCAUAGUCCAUACAUUUGUUUCUCUAAUCUUCCAUUUUGAAACAAAAUACACAGAGAAAUCUGUUCACAAAGUUUGUGUCUUUUUUAUCUGAUCUUGAUUCUUGGUCCAUAUUUUUGAGCAAAUAUGGCAAGUGAGAAGUUUAAGAUUAGCAUAAAGGAGUCAACAAUGGUGAAGCCAGCAAAACCCACACCAGCCAAGAGGCUGUGGAACUCAAACUUGGAUUUGAUUGUGGGGAGGAUCCAUUUGUUGACUGUGUACUUUUACAGGCCAAAUGGGUCCCCAAAUUUCUUUGAUUCCAAGGUUAUGAAGGAGGCUCUGAGCAAUGUUUUGGUCUCAUUUUACCCCAUGGCUGGGAGGCUGGCUAGGGAUGGGGAAGGGAGGAUUGAGAUUGACUGUAAUGAAGAAGGGGUUUUGUUUGUUGAGGCUGAGAGUGAUGCUUGUGUUGAUGAUUUUGGGGACUUUACUCCUAGCUUGGAGCUCAGGAAGUUCAUCCCCACUGUUGAUACUUCUGGGGAUAUCUCCUCUUUCCCACUCAUCAUUUUCCAGGUAACCCGUUUCAAGUGUGGUGGAGUGUGUCUUGGAACCGGGGUGUUCCAUACACUUUCUGAUGGUGUCUCGUCCCUUCAUUUCAUCAAUACAUGGUCAGACAUGGCUCGAGGCCUCUCGGUUGCUAUCCCGCCAUUCAUAGACCGUACUCUUCUCCGUGCUAGGGACCCUCCGACCCCAGCGUUCGAGCACAGCGAGUACGACCAACCUCCCAAGCUAAAAUCGGUGCCAGAAUCGAAACGAGGUAGCAGUGCCAGUACAACCAUGCUCAAAAUCACGCCCGAACAGCUCGCACUCCUCAAAACGAAGUCCAAGCACGAGGGGAGCACGUACGAGAUCCUGGCAGCACACAUAUGGCGCUGCGCCUGCAAGGCCCGGGGGCUCACUGAUGAUCAAUCCACCAAACUAUACGUUGCCACUGAUGGUCGGUCCAGGCUGUGCCCGCCCCUCCCGCCAGGCUACUUGGGCAACGUGGUGUUCACCGCCACGCCAAUGGCGGAGUCAGGGGAGCUCCAAUCCGAGCCACUGACGAACUCCGCCAAGAGAAUCCACUCGGCCCUCUCGAGAAUGGACGACGAGUACCUAAGAUCAGCCCUCGACUUCCUGGAAUGCCAACCAGAUCUCUCGAAACUCAUCCGAGGCUCAAACUACUUUGCUAGCCCCAACCUUAACAUCAACAGCUGGACUAGGUUGCCCGUGCACGAAUCCGAUUUCGGGUGGGGAAGGCCUAUCCACAUGGGACCUGCCUGCAUUCUGUAUGAAGGCACAGUCUACAUUCUCCCCAGCCCAAACAAGGAUAGGACACUAUCCUUGGCUGUCUGCUUGGAUGCUGAACACAUGCCACUCUUCAAGGAGUUCUUGUAUGAUUUCUGAAAGGAGCCAUGAAAACUUGAGGCAAUGGUUUUUACUAGUGUGACUGAACCAAUUCUGGGUUUGACUGCAAUUCUGGAAUGAGGCUUGGUGUAAUAUUUUCCCCUUCCCUAAAAAUUGUAGCUUUCCAAAUCUCAAUCCACCCUUUUGCAAUAAUACGUGUUCUUCCUAGUUGCUUUUUGAAAA
Ipomoea triloba (trilobed morning glory) is the source of this 1672-nucleotide messenger RNA. Its product is annotated as shikimate O-hydroxycinnamoyltransferase-like. The transcript has 2 exons. Gene Ontology annotation, molecular function: acyltransferase activity, transferring groups other than amino-acyl groups. NCBI's taxonomy places the organism in Eukaryota, Viridiplantae, Streptophyta, Magnoliopsida, Solanales, Convolvulaceae. The coding region runs from base 194 to 1489 and encodes 431 amino acids. The record is from RefSeq and is a predicted model, not a curated record.